UAAAAAAGAUGAUCUUAAUAACUAUAGCAACAAAUGUGAUGAAGAUGAUUUGACUGCUAAUCCUAGUGAUGCUAACCAAGAGUAUAACAUAGACAAUAUUGAAGAUAAUAAAAGUGAUGAUAAUAAGCAAAUUGAGUAA
Molecule: messenger RNA, 139 nt
Organism: Dentiscutata heterogama
Lineage: Eukaryota; Fungi; Glomeromycota; Glomeromycetes; Diversisporales; Gigasporaceae
Source: the annotation of a GenBank genome assembly